This is a messenger RNA of Trichoderma asperellum CBS 433.97, 703 nucleotides long. RefSeq lists its product as uncharacterized. The record is from RefSeq and is a predicted model, not a curated record. Lineage: Eukaryota; Fungi; Ascomycota; Sordariomycetes; Hypocreales; Hypocreaceae.
CACCAAUAACACGACUAACAACAAUACUUUAAUCACAACAUCAAUUUAAACUUACAAAUUUACCAGAAUGCGUUCUGCCAUCGCUUUCUCUCUCUCCCUCCUUGCUCUUGCUGUUUCCGCAGCCCCGUCCUCUCGGAACGCAGGCAAGGUUACAGUACAACUUUCAAACGAUGUCUCUGGAGCAAAUGGCAACGCCGCCAUUCCCCUCGAUGGAACUCCUGUAGACAUUGGACAGGCUUUCGGACACACCAAUUUGUUCAAAGACGGCACCCUCUUUGUUACCAGCAUUUUCUUCGUUGCCAACUUCCAACACGCCGAAUGCACCGUGGUGAGGAACGGAGUUAAGCAGGUCGCCAACAUCUUCGACCCAGCGAAGGACUUUGAGAGAUUCGCUAAGCAACCUGUGGACUGGGAGCACGGCUUCACAAUCUCCUGCACUUAAACUUAAUCUUUUCAAAGCUGAGGGCUUGAAAGGGAUCUUAGACUGAGGGUCGAUUUAUUCGAUCUUUUAAUUUGCUACGAUUUAAAUACCAGAAGACAUGUGCCCACGUAAUAAUAUAUUGGUGCUUACGGAGCAAUGCUGGGUUAUUGGAACCAUACGGAGGAAGCGCUUGACCCAAUUGUUAUUUAGUCGCUCCUUAGAGUAAUUAAUAGGCCUAUAUGAUUAUCUAUUUACACACACAUUGUGUUUAUAAUACACCGC